Molecule: messenger RNA, 8255 nt
Organism: Gambusia affinis (western mosquitofish)
Lineage: Eukaryota; Metazoa; Chordata; Actinopteri; Cyprinodontiformes; Poeciliidae
Product: latent-transforming growth factor beta-binding protein 4-like
Exons: 32
Coding region: 49-5361 (1770 amino acids)
Molecular function (GO): calcium ion binding
Source: RefSeq, a predicted model, not a curated record
GUGAAUGAGUCCGGGCUCCGCUCCAAGCGCAGUCUGCGGGCUCUCAUCAUGCGGCUGGGGCUCCUGUGUCUGUGGACCGGCUGGAUGCUCCGGAGCGCCGCGUCGCAGCCUCCUCAGCCGGAGGACGGAGGCGUGCGACCCGGCGAACAGCUGCAGACCGACCCGGAGGGAGUCCGGACCGGGUUCCGGAGCCAGAGCACCGGCGAACCGGCAGGUGGAGCCCGGAGGAGAGCAGCUCUGAGCGGACCUCGUGUUUGUGGAGGUCGAUGUUGUCUCGGCUGGACUGUGUCCUCUAAAACCAGGAGGUGCACCAAGCCCAGAUGUUUUCCUCCCUGCCGUAACGGAUCAUCGUGUGGACUUCCUAACAACUGUCUGUGCAGGAGAGGUUUCUAUGGCGUCCGCUGCCAAUUUUCUAAAGUUCCUCUUCCUGUGGGAAGGCCUCCAGAGACAUCCAGCCAUCCUGCCUCCUCAACCACAGCAGCUGGACCAAUCGGUUCCAGUCGGAAACCUGAACCUACAGGUUCAUUUCAGAAGCCAUUAAACGGUAACGACUCUGGUCCUCUGAAGUCUGGACGUCUAGCAGGUCAGGCUGAAGGCGUGAAGGGGGAUCCAGGAGAUGUUACCCUAAGGUUUCUGAACCAAACGUCUCCUAGAAGCACAAAUCUGAUGAGGACAGAUCCAGAUCCAGAGAGGCAAAGCUCAGAUUCAGAACAUGUCCUGGAGUCGAAGCCCCAAACUAACAGAGAAAACAGGAACCCACUGAGAUCCGAGUCCCUGGAGCUGCAAGCAAGUCUGGAAGUUAAAGAGGACGAGGAUCCGACUGGAGCAGAGAGGAGGCCAGAGGAGAUGAAGAGGCAGAUCCCGAGUCUGCGGGAGGCCCAGUCCGUUCUGCUCAGAAACUCUUUAUCACAAGGAGGAAGAGGAGGCAACAUGGCCGCCCUGCUGAUGAAGCACAUAACAAAAGAGAAGAGGAAGCUACACACACUGGCUUCUUCAUCCUCCUCUUCCUCCUCUUCACCAACGACCAGGAGGGCCUUCCAGAACCAGAGAGGUCGGUUCGACUCCCACCUCGCUGCUCCUAAAGUCCUCUGCCCGCUGCUCUGUAAGAACGGCGGCGUCUGCCUGCAGACGGAUCGCUGCCUCUGCCCCUCCAACUUCACCGGGAAGUUCUGCCAGAUCCCCGUCCCGCCCCCCGGCGCCGCCUCCACCAAUGAGAUCGUCCAGCCGCCGCCGCCCUCCUCCGCGGCGGCCAAUCAGGCGCUGAUGCGGUCGGAGUUCCUGCUGCCGCUCGGCCAGAACCGCGUGGCGCCGCCGUCCGCAGACCCCCGCAUGGUAAAGGUCAGAGUUCAGCACCCCCCAGAGGCCAGCGUGAAGAUCCACCAGGUGAGGAAGGUGUCCGGGUCCAGUCCGGCCCCGCGGACCCUCUCCUCCUCCUCCUCCUCUUCAGGUUCGGCUGGCGCUCCGGCCCCGGCUCCGGUUCCAGCAGGUGGCGCUAGAAUCCAGGCUCAGACUCUGAGGGGCGGCGGUACCUACAACCAGCAGUCUGGCUUCAGAUACUGCUUCAGAGAGGUGAAAGACGGACAGUGCAGCUCUCCACUUCCUGGUCUGAGGAGCAGAGAGGUGUGCUGCAGGGGAAUCGGGAAGGCCUGGGGCCUCACCGACUGCAGCCUCUGUCCUGAAGGUCAAAGAAACAGCAGCUGUCCUGUUGGCUUCGAGCGAACCAAUGGAACGCAGUGUGUCGAUGUGAAUGAGUGCCUGCAGCCAGGGCUGUGUGAGAACGGCGUCUGUGUGAACACCAGGGGGAGCUAUAGCUGUGUGUGUCGGUUGGGGUUCAUCCUCGACGCCACACAUGGAAUCUGCAUCUCGCAGAGCGUGAUUUCAGAGGAGAAGGGUCAGUGCUACCGGGUCCUGGGCUCGAGUCAGGGUCCGUAUACCUGCUCCCUGCCCAUCGUCCGGAACAUCACCAAGCAGAUCUGCUGCUGCAGCCGGGUCGGGAAGGCCUGGGGGCCCGACUGCAUGCGGUGUCCCUACUUUGGUUCAGUCGCCUUUAAGGAGAUCUGUCCGGCCGGCCCGGGUUACCAUUACUCGGCUUCCACUCUGCAGAUCAGCCAAAGAGUGGACGGCGAUUCGACGGGCCGAGAAUCUGUGCUGACAGCGCAGGACGCCUCAGAUCCAGUUCCAGGGUCCAGCGGUGUUGGAGCCUUCGGUUCUCAGCAGAGACCCAGUUCAUCCGGGUCACCGUCUGGUACCAGAACCGGUCCAGGCCAGUCCCAGGUCCAGGUCCAGGUCCCUGCUCAGGUAGGUCUGACCGCCAAUUCCAGACCGACGCCCCCUGCUGGUUCAGCAACCCGGACAGCUCAGGCCCGACCAGCGGUCCAAAAUGGCCGCCUGGACCUGGUUCUGACGAGGCUGCAGCCGCCGCUGGCGUUCCCGUCCUCUGGAUUGCGACCCGACCCGGCGCCGGUACCAGCGGACUCUCUGCCAACUCCGGCCCCGCCCCGGACCUCGGAGCGCGGGUCCAGACCCGGACCAGAACCGCCCGGUUCAGAGAGAGUCCAGGCUGUCCGUGAUGUGUGUCAGAUCAGACCAGGUGUGUGUGAGCGCGGCCGCUGCGUGGCUCUGCCAGGUGGGAAACACACCUGUGUGUGUGAUGAGGGAUUCCAGCCCAACGCUCAGCAGAGCCGCUGCUUCGAUGUGGACGAAUGUCAGCAGAAUCCCUGCAGUAACGGGCGAUGUGAAAACUCCCCCGGGAGCUUCAGGUGUGUCUGUUACCAUGGUUACCGGCUCUCUGGGAACACCUGUGAAGACGUGGAUGAGUGUGUGGAUCCGCUGCAGUGUCCGGGUCAGGAGUGCGUCAACACGCCGGGUUCGUACCGCUGCUCGCCCUGCCAGCUGGGGUUCGGGCUGCUCAACGGGAUCUGCACAGACAUUGACGAGUGCCGGCAGUCCCCGUGCUCCAGCGGUCGCUGCGAGAACACGCCCGGCAGCUUUCGCUGCAUCUGUCGCCAUGGUUACAGGCUCCAGAACAACACCUGUACAGACGUGGACGAGUGCGCGGAGCCGUCUCAGUGUCCGGGGCAGAUGUGUGUGAACUCUGUGGGGUCGUACAUGUGUGUGUCGUGUCGUCCAGGAUACACACUGACCAACAGGCAGUGCACAGACGUGGAUGAGUGUGCGAGCGCCGGAGCGUGUGACGCGGAGCAGGUGUGUGUGAACAGCCUGGGCUCGUUCCAGUGCGACUGUCGCCCCGGAUACCGGCGCUCCGGCCCGGGCAGGCGGUGCACAGACGUUAACGAGUGUUUGGAGGGCGACUUCUGCUUCUCCAGAGGGGAGUGUGUGAACACACCUGGAUCCUACACCUGUAUCUGCUCACCUGGAUUCACGCUGAGUGAGAACAGGACGGCCUGCCUCGACGUGGACGAGUGUGUGAGGCCUGGUGUGUGUUCGGACGGCCGCUGUGUCAACACCGACGGCUCCUUCCUGUGUCAGUGUAACUCGGGCUUCAGCGCCAACCCGGAGCAGACCGCCUGCCUCGAUGUGGACGAGUGUGUGUCCAGCGGCGGCUCCGUUUGCCCGUCGCGGCGGUGUGAGAACAUCAUCGGCUCGUUCCGCUGCCUCGCCGCCUGCCAGGCGGGUCAGCGGGUCGCCGCCGACGGCUCGUGCGUCGGGCCGCCCGUGUCAGUGGCGGCGGUGGAGGCGGCGGUGGUGGUGUCCUCGCAGCCCGCAGCACCAUGGCUCCCAUCAUCUGUUUCAGAGUCCGGGUCCCACCCUGAGUCCACAGACUCCUCCUCCUCCUCCUCCUCCUCCUCCUCCUCCUCUUCCUCUUCCUCUUCCGGGGUCCAGAUCAGUGCGGUGGACGUUUCUGCGGUUUUGCAGCCCCUGUCUGCGGCGCGGCCCGGUGAUCUGAGGGACUGUUAUUACAACCUGGCGGCCGGCGGCUGCAGCCUGCUGGCGGCCAACACCAGCCAGCAGGAGUGCUGCUGCACCGCGGGGGAGGGCUGGGGGCGGGGUUGCCGCGCCAACGCCUGCCCCGCCGCAAACACAGCUGACUUCCUGUCCCUGUGUCCCAGUGGGAGGGGCUACGUGACAGGGGGAUCGGACGCCUUCAGCUACUCAGACGUGGACGAAUGUAAGCGCUUCCAUCCAGAGGUGUGUAAGAACGGCGUGUGUGUGAACAACAUCCCGGGCUACAGCUGCUACUGCUCCAGCGGCUUCGUCUACAGCGCCGCCCUGCUGGAGUGCAUCGAUUUAGACGAGUGUGAAGUGGAGAGCUGCGUGGGCGGCGUGUGUGUGAACACGGUGGGGUCGUUCUACUGCAGUUGCCCGCCGCCGCUGGUGCUGGACGACACGCAGAGGAACUGCGUCAACGCCUCGUACCUCACCAUGGAUGAGAACCUGUCCGUGUGCUGGCAGCACGUCAGCGCCGACCUGCUGUGCCAGAGUCCUCUGCUGGGGGCGCAGGUCACCUUCAUCGACUGCUGCUGCUUCUACGGCGAGGGCUGGGGGAUGGGCUGCGCCCUCUGCCCCGCCACCGACUCAGAGGCCUACGCCUCUCUGUGCAGCUCCUACUCUGCAGCGGCGUUCCCAGGAAGCUUCCCAGACUCCGCCGGACCAGAAACCGGGCCGGGCCGAGGAGCUGACCCCUACAGUUCGGAGUUCUUCCCUGCAGCGCCGCUUCCUGCCAUAGAUUUCAGUCAGGACUACGUCGACUACUCGCCCGCCGGGGACGGCAGGUCCGACUUCAGGGCCAGGCCGCCCGCCUCCUUCGGCCCGCCGGACGGCGGCUCCGAGUUCAGCCCUGGUUUCUACCCGGAGGGAGACUACGGCUCCGCGCCCAGGACGCCCACCUUCCGGCUCCCCCCAGACCCCAGGUCCGACAUCGCCUUCGUGCCCCGGCCGCUGCCUCCGUCCAGAUCCGACCCACCGCCGCUCAGCCUGGCGCCACGGCCCGGACCGCCGUACGACGACCGGCAGGAGGGCGGAGCCUUCAGGGGGCGGCGGCCGGGGGCGGGGCUUCCUCCGUUCACUGACAGCGAGGGCGGCGGGCCACGGAGGCUGUAUGAGAGGCGCUACGAGACACACGCCAGCCUGAGUGCCGCCGAGGAUUGUGGGAUUCUGCACGGCUGUGAGAACGGCCAGUGCAUCCGCGUUGCCGAGGGUUACACCUGCGACUGCUACGUGGGCUUCGAGCUGGACCUGACCUCCAUGAGCUGCAUCGACAUUAACGAGUGCGAAGACGCUGCUGCGCUGCCGUUCCCAUGCGUCAACGCUCGCUGCGUCAACACUGAGGGCUCGUUCCGAUGCGUCUGCAGGAGAGGUUACGUCAUGUCGCGCAGACACAACCACUGCAUCGCCGCUUAGACCCGGCGGGACCAGCGACCCGACUGGACUGGCAGCAGCUCACUGGACUACCAUUCUGUUGUGGAAAAUUCAUUAAUUACAGGAGCUAACCUGCUGGCAGCAGGAGCUUUUAUAACAUUUAAAUUUAAAUCUGUAGAUUGCUGAACAGAAGCAGCAGGUUGCUGACCUCUGACCUUUAGCAGGUGGAAUGACACUGAACUGAAGUAUUCAGUUCUUUCUGUUUGCACUAAACCAAAUGAAGACAGAAGAGCUGAUUUAACAUCUUCCAUCAUAAACAGAAUCACAUACUGGCCUCCAUCUAAAGUUUUAAUUUCUCUGCCAAAAAAUUACUAAACAUGAGAAACAAAGAUGGAAGAAACGGCUUCAAAACGAGGCUGUUGAUGCGGAGAAACGUGGCCAAAGUAAAAAGUGAAGAUUUAUCUUGUGAGGAGAAAGUCAGGAGAAACAGGAGACGUAACAAACCGGCACAAUAAGGAAGGAUUUAAAAGCUCUCUGUGGUGAGUCUCAAACAAUUUCUGAGACAAAAUCUGUUAUUCAGAGCACUAAUAUUUAAUGUUUUAAGUUAAUUUUAUUCCCAAUUUUCAUUUCCAAUAAUCUUAAAGAUUAUCAGUUUGAUUUAGGAUCAUUUUCCUGCCGUUUGUUCAGGGAUCUGAGCCACUCUGAAGGACAUGCUCCGAUCUGAAAUCAGGUAUUUUCAUCAUAUCGGAUGAUCUGGGCCUGGUAUCGCAUCACGUGGCAUCAAACGAGAACGCAGCAGUCUAUUAGGUUCAGCCAAUCAGAAACAGAGAGGAUCUAAAACAGCUGCCAUGACACACAGAAAGUCCAGUGGAUGUUGGAGAUCCUCAGAGAUCUCUUGGUAUCGUUUUUUUAUCUUUUAAAAAUAAUCUACAACCUAUCACCACAGGACCAAAGUUGAUACAAAGUUUUAUUGUCUAAAUUUCUAAAUCUUGCCGUGUGAAGUUAUUGCUCCUGUUCUGACCAGCAUUGUUGCUCUGAGCCCACCUGACGUCAACAGCACCAUAUUUCUCUCAACUAGUUUGAAUUUAUCAUGUUAACCUUUCGAAUUUGAACAAAAGCAGAUUAGGAGUGUUCAUGUAAAGCCCUGAUUUUAGUAAAUAAACUUUAUUUACUUGCUUACCUACAGAUUAAACAACAUUAAUGAUAAAAAAUGAUGUUGGUGGUUCAGAUCCCCGCUGUCUGCAGCGCUCAUAGUUUGUCUUCCUGAGGAGAUUUAUGGACUGAAUGUCAAUGAAGCAGAUUCAGACUGAAGUUUUGCUUCAUAUAAAGUAAUGUUUCCAUAUCCUGUUUUAAAUUAAUGAUGUAUCCGUAGAUCAAACAUUUCAUCCCAAAUGACUGUUUUAGUUUCUAGUCACAUUAUCCACGGAAGAGGCUUUGAAUGGACCAAAUUUAAUAUUGUUGGCCAGAAGAUUUGAUACAAAAAACAAUUAUAACAAUAAUAGAAUUCAGAGCUCCAGAUGUUUAAUAAAAACUCUGAGCUGAAGAAAAAUUCAUACAGCUGUUAAAGUUUAAGGCAAUAAAAUAUCUUCUCGUUUUUGAUUAAAUAUUUAUGUCAUUUAUGGGUAAAUAUUGAGUAGUUAAAAAUAUUUUCUUUCAUUUUUACCUGUUAACUUACUAGCUAACAGAUAAAACCAGAAAGUUUUAACAUUAAUGAGGUCCUUAGCAUUCGAUUGAAAUCUGAAGGUCUAACAUCAAAGCUGCAGUAGCUGAAAUACUUGGGAAAAACAUUUAGAGAUCAAACUCUAACUAUUGAAAUGAGCCGUUUGGUUUGUUUAUUAGCUUGUAGGUUGUUUGGCUGUAGUUAGCUCAAAUGCUAAUAAUCCAGCUCAAAUGUGUUACUGUCAAAACAACAAACACUUUUGGGCUUGAAAGUUGCCUUUGUAAAACCUUUUAAAUUGCUUAAAAGUUUCAUUUUGGAUAUAAUUAGUUUUUCUCCUAACAUUUGGCACCAGCGCUAAUUAGUUAGCUGUUAGCAAGUGUUAUUUAAUCCACAAAAUCAAAUAUCCUUAUAUGUUCACUCCUUUAUUAUUCCACUAAGACUAUUUUUUCCUGCAAUGUAUUUAGUUACAUUUUGUUGUAGCGCUACGUGGCUAACAGCCUCCUGCUUAGUGUCAGAUGAGUUUUCAGGCUAAAAGCAGAAAGUUGACUGAACUCUGUACACCAUGGUGACGUUUCAAAGAGUAAAACAUCACAACUUUCAAAUCAAAUCUGCUCAUUUAAGUUGUUGAAUUGUAAAUAGUUCUGGCUGUUUUUACUAUCUAGCAUAUUAGCUAGCUUGUUUUUAGCCACCUGUGUUUUCCUCUAGUUUAGAAGUAAAUGCAAUGCUCUUGGUUUUUAUAGUUACUAGACCAAAUGUAACCAUUUUUUACUGUAUAUAUUCUUAUUUCAACUUCAUUUUAUUUGAAAUGAUUUUUUAAUGAACAUUUUUAAAUAAACUUGUUGUACAGAUCUAAAUAUGAACUGAUAUUCCACCAAAUAUUCAACUUGUUAAAUAUUUGUAUUACAUUUUCAGUGGAAAACAGUGUGAGUGAUAUGUUUAAUUUCUGUUUUCAGUUGGCUUUAUGACUAUUUUUCAUGUGACUACAGUAUUUUUUCCACAGCAGAAGUUUGAAAUGAAAUGUGUGUAUAAAAUUUCCCUUUGUGAUAUUAUGCUAAAUCAAGUGUCAUAAGCUUUAUUUUUCCUCUUCAGCACAUGAAGGUUCAAGUAAAACAUGCACUGUAUCUGCCAAAGAGCAGGUUCCUCAGCGGGUUUUCUAACCAAUCUGAAACCAUAUUUUUGGUUUUUAAAUGGUUUUAUUUUAAAGUUUGAUAAAACUUUUUUGUAUUAUCGUUUCUUUGACAAGGACUGCAAAUACAUUUGCACACAUUAACUCUUA